GAAAAUUCUCCCCCAGAAAAUAUCGCCAUGGUCGCCGGCUCGGUCCGCGAAGCCGCUCGCCGCGCGUCGCUCUCCGUCUCCGGCGCCCUCCUCCUCGUCGCCGCCGCGCUCGCGUCCUUCUGCUGCUCGCUCGAGCUGCCGCCGCCCUGGACGAUCCUGCGCCGCCGCCGGGGCGGGGAGAGCGCCCCCUGCGCCGCCGGCGGAGUCUGCACGGUCUGCCUCGGGGAGGUCUCCUCGGACGGGAAGGUCCGGAGGCUUGCGGAAUGCGGCCACUGCUUCCACGCCGAGUGCAUCGACACGUGGCUCGGGUAUCGCCGGACGUGCCCUCUCUGCCGGACGACCGUGAGCCCGCGCCGCGGCGGAUGGGCGAAGCUCCGCGCCGCCGCGGGGUGGCUGCUGCGGGUUCUGAUGGCGAGCGCGUGUAAAUGGUUGGACAGGCACUUCGACUGCAACCUCGCAAUGGCGUUCUGCCAUAAUCCCUAAACGCUUCUCUCUUGAGGGAUUGGAUUGAAUCCGGUCGUCGCUCCUCGCGGAGGAUAAGAGAUUACGUUCGUGUGUAGUCAGAAAGUAGAGCAAGGAUUAUUCUUUUUGUAUACAAAGAUAGGUUAUACAGCGUCUCGCCUUCAUGCUGAACAGAUUACAGACAUUCUUUGUACCCCAAAACAACGUCGGUCGAUAUCAUAUUACUUCGUUCCUUUUGCAACA
This is a messenger RNA of Eucalyptus grandis, 705 nucleotides long. RefSeq names its product RING finger protein 215. Lineage: Eukaryota; Viridiplantae; Streptophyta; Magnoliopsida; Myrtales; Myrtaceae. The transcript has a single exon. The record is from RefSeq and is a predicted model, not a curated record. The coding region runs from base 28 to 483 and encodes 151 amino acids.